UCUUUCUUCUUUUUCAUAUUUUACUUUGUUUAUUUGUCUGUUGCGUCAAAGAGGCCCUGAAAACAAGGUUUCUGUUGUCAAGAUUGAAGCUUUUUGCUCUGUGACUCGUUUGUUAUCCUCAUAAUGCUUUAUCCUUAUCUGGGUAUUUAGUUCUUGUUUAAGAUGGUGGAAGAAGACCAUUUUCCUGUGGGUUUGCGUGUACUUGCCGUUGAUGACGAUCGAACUUAUCUCACAGUGUUGGAGAAUCUGCUUCGCAAAUGCCAGUAUAAUGUUACUGCAACUACUCAAUCAGUGAAGGCGCUAGAAAUGCUGAGGAAAAACAGAAACAAGUUUGACCUUGUUAUCAGUGAUGUGAAUAUGCCAGAAAUGGAUGGGUUUAAGCUGCUUCAGCAUGUGGGACUUGAGACGGACCUACCCGUUAUCAUGUUGUCAGGGUACGGUGAUAAAGAACGGGUGAUGAAAGGUGUCAUAUAUGGUGCUUGUGACUUUUUAACAAAACCAGUUCGAAUUCAAGAGUUACAGAACAUAUGGCAGCAUGUAGUGAGGAGGAAGAUUGAUAGCAAGGAUAAGAAUAAGACUGCAAGUGAAGAAAAAGACUGCAGUAUGGCACAUAAGUUUGCAAAUGAGGAGGAACCAUGCACUGUUGCUGGGGAAUGUAGUCAAGCCUUGGCACCAAAAACUUAUGCUAACCAGAAUAUAAAAGUGGAUCACAAAAGGAAAGAACGUUGUGAGGCUGAGGAAAUUGAAGAAGAUGAUAAAGAGAACGAUGAAACCUCCAAUCAGAAGAAAUCUCGUUUAGUUUGGGAUACUGAGUUGCACAACAAAUUUCUUGCUGCCAUUAAUCAGCUCGGAAUUGACAAGGCUUUCCCCAAGAAAAUACUUGACUUGAUGAAUAUCGAUGGACUUUCAAGAGAAAACGUAGCAAGCCAUCUCCAGAAAUUCAGACUCGGUCUCAAAAAGCCUAAUCCUUACCACCGUAUGGGUUCAGUUGAUUGCUUUCGCACGUCAUCUGAAUCAGGAGCAAUGUUAAGCACCACAUUACCAUCAUAUGCAUAUGCACAUGGUGGAAGGUUUAGUGUGUUAAACUCUCCAUCCAGCUUGAACACGAGAGGAAUGAACUCAUCUGCAUUUGUUCAGGCUUCUGAGUCUCCAAACAUUAACAGCAGCUCCAUAAAAACACAUGGAAACAUGCACUCGUCUAUAUUUUCUGCAAACCAAGCCUCAAGCUUAUUGCAGGGCAUUCCAAAUCCAAUGGAGGCUAACCGAUUUAAGCCGAACAACUCAACAGCUGGUAUUAGGAGGUUUGAUCUACUUGAUCACUCAGCUGCACUUAAAGAUUUCUCUAGUUUCUCGGAAAAUAGAGCCACUGUUAGAAAUGCAGCAAAUAUAUCUCUUCCUGGUCUCUCCAAUAAUCAUUUACUUUUUCAAGGAAUUUCCCAGCAUAAACAUCAUUCUGAAGCAUUCAGAAAUCAUUCUUCUCUUGGAGCUGCUGCUGUGAAAACACAAUCUUUUGAUCCAAACUCCUGUGGUUCUUCUAAAAUGGGGGAUGAUUAUGACAACAAAAGGUGGCGGGGAGCAGCUCCGAUAUCUACCUUUCCUUCCAAUACUUCUGCUUUCAGUAACGUUUUCAGUAAUGAUCAACUACUUCAGCAUAACUUCAAAUUGCCCUCAUCCACUUUUUGCAGUAGGAACAGUCCAGUUGGUUUUUCUUCCAGUGUUCCUUUGGAGGAUGAUAUCCUAGGUGAGAUGCUGCACCAAGAAGGCUUACUUGGGAAUAUCUUACUAGCUUCGUGUCACACCCAGCAUAACCAGGGUGGUUGCAGCAAAGACAUGAAUCAAACCUUCAAUUCCAUAAAUCCUGUCAUUUCUCCUAAUGGAGGCACUAGUUCCUUGGGACAUAGCUAUGAACAAAAUAGUACAAUUGACAAUAAGAGAAUUGAUGCAUCUUUGGUCGGCCAAAUGAAUGGGGUUAAUCCAUCAUCAAUCACACAGUGCAGUGAAGGUGAGAAUUUCUAUUCAAUGAAGUCAAAUGAUGCGUAUGUUUUGCAGAGCAUGAAAUCCGAUGAAGCACUGGUGCAGAAUAGUUUGGACUCCUUGGAUGACAUAAUGAAUGAAAUAGACGAACAGGACCUGAAUGCGAUUAUGUUGAUGAAUGGAGACAUAGAGUUUGAUGCUUACCAUGAUGGACUAUGCAACUGACUCCUUCUGAUUCCUUCCUUGAGUCAUUUCAUCGUGUGUAGUAUCGCAUUCAUGUAAUUUCCUAUUUCUCUAAUGGACACCGCACGUGCUCUAAUUGUACAGCAGUAACCGCAUCAAAUUUCUCCACUUUCUCAAUCAUAUCUUUAUAUAAAAUAAACCAUAUAUAUAUGAAUUAACUUUUUAGUAUUGGGUUCAGUUAUAUAGUUUGAUUUGAGUACGUGGAAGAAUAAGAAUGGAACUUGGUUUACGCUUAUGUUUCAUGAUAAAACUGUGGCAUUUUUCAUUUAUACUAUAU
Vigna unguiculata (cowpea) is the source of this 2494-nucleotide messenger RNA. Its product is annotated as two-component response regulator ARR12-like. Gene Ontology annotation, biological process: cytokinin-activated signaling pathway; phosphorelay signal transduction system. Lineage: Eukaryota; Viridiplantae; Streptophyta; Magnoliopsida; Fabales; Fabaceae. Gene Ontology annotation, molecular function: DNA binding; DNA-binding transcription factor activity. The record is from RefSeq and is a predicted model, not a curated record.